CUAUUGUGUCGCUGUAAUUCGCGCAUACCGCAUUCCAAGAUGACCGCCGCCAUCACCAUGGAAGGCGGCCAACGCAUCUAUCAUCAUCCAUCGCAGCGGCACGUUGACAUCCCAUCGAUGGAUUUGCUGACCCUGCUUUUCGAAUCUGAGCACAGCCUUGCACAAGACGAUACCAUUCUUCACGUCGAGGCGGAUGACCCAGAGAACAAGCUCUCCAAGGCUGAGCUUUGUAAACUCCUCCAGAACAUCGCACACGGAUUGCGGCACCGAUUCGGCAUCGGACGUAGCGGCCCCAAUAAGGACACAAUUACCGUCAUCUCAUAUGGCCAGAUAUUGGCUCCAGCCCUCCUAUUUGGCAUCAUUGCCGCAGGAGGUGUGUACUCUGCUGCAAGCCCAAGUUCCACUGUGGCAGAGCUGGCCCGUCAAGUCAAGAUCGGCAAGUCCAACCACAUUAUAUGCGGAGCUGAGCACAAGGAUGUCGCAACGGCAGCUGCCAAAGAAUGUGGAAUCUCGCUGAGAAACGUUCUGGUCCUGAACUCGGGCAAAGGAGCAUGGAAGCUGGAAUCCCUGGAGGGACAAGUCAGCGCCAUCUCCAAGUCUAAGCUGAAAUGGCGGCAGAUCUAUGACCCAGCCGUGCUGAAGGAAAGCCUCGUUGUUAUCCUAUGGUCCUCGGGCACAACAGGUCUGCCCAAGGGCGUCAUGCUUAGCCACACCAACUUGGUGGCCGAAACAUAUCUGAUAGCACUGUCAGGCCGGCAAUGGGCGGUUCGUGAGACUGAAGCGGGCAGACCACCGGAACCGAAGGAGUAUCGCACGCUUGCGCACCUCCCCAUAUCUCACAUUGCAGGUCUUCAUGGAUAUUUGAUUGGCCCAAUUUACUCCGGCUGCGAAGUAGUAUGGAUGGGGAAGUACCGGUGGGACGACUUGUUGAGGAAUUUGAAGCGAUACACGAUCACAGUGCUCUAUACCGUUCCAUCAAUUUGGCUGCGGAUCAGCAAAAGCCCAGAAAUUGGGCCCGAGCAUUUGGGUAGUCUAGAAGGUGCGAACACGGGUUCCGCCCCAAUGGACGCGGAGCUGCAAAAGGCCAGUAACGCUCGGAUUGGUGAUGGCAAGUCGAUAUUUGUUGGGCAGACAUGGGGUCUUUCGGAAACGACAGGAGCAGUCACAGUUCAACCUAAGGGCGAAGUUGACGACACAGGCUGCAUUGGAUCCAUUGUCCCAACCGUCGAACUGCGCAUGGUUGAUGACGAUUUCCGGGACGUCGAACCGGGUCAGGAAGGCGAACUUCUCGUUCGAAGUCCACUGGUGACUCGCGGAUACUUUGAUAACCCAAAGGCCACUGCCGAAGCCUUUCAUGAGGGAUGGUUCUGCACAGGCGAUAUCGCUGUGUUCCGGAAUGGAAAGUUCUACGUGGUAGACCGAAAGAAGGAAUUGCUGAAGUAUAAGGGCUUGCAAGUUGCGCCUGCCGAGAUUGAGAAUCUCUUGUUCACGCACCCGAAAAUUCGAGAAGCGGCUGUCGUUGGCGUUCCGGCUCCCAAUGAUCCGGGAACGGAUUGGCCAAGGGCAUAUGUGACGCUCGUGGAAGGUGAGAAGGCAAGUGAGGACGAAGUGAAGGAAUUCGUGAAGCAGAGGCUGGCGCCAUACAAGCAAUUGAGAGGGGGAGUCGUGUUUGUAGAUGAGAUUCCCAAGAAUGCUGUUGGUAAGUUCUUGCGGAGAGAGCUGAGGGAACGAGCAAAGCGGGAGAUCAAGAGCCAAGGGGCGAAAUUGUAAGACACAGCGUCCGUGCGAUAGAUCUGAUAGCCAAAUCACUGCCUCAGAG
Pseudocercospora fijiensis CIRAD86 is the source of this 1819-nucleotide messenger RNA. RefSeq lists its product as uncharacterized. Bases 40 to 1770 code for a protein of 576 amino acids. Gene Ontology annotation, molecular function: CoA-ligase activity. Lineage: Eukaryota; Fungi; Ascomycota; Dothideomycetes; Mycosphaerellales; Mycosphaerellaceae. The record is from RefSeq and is a predicted model, not a curated record. Gene Ontology annotation, biological process: secondary metabolic process. The transcript has 3 exons.